Myripristis murdjan (pinecone soldierfish) is the source of this 1918-nucleotide messenger RNA. RefSeq names its product ubiquitin carboxyl-terminal hydrolase 37-like. NCBI's taxonomy places the organism in Eukaryota, Metazoa, Chordata, Actinopteri, Holocentriformes, Holocentridae. Gene Ontology annotation, biological process: G1/S transition of mitotic cell cycle; protein deubiquitination. Gene Ontology annotation, cellular component: cytosol; nucleus. The transcript has 14 exons. The coding region runs from base 308 to 1444 and encodes 378 amino acids. Gene Ontology annotation, molecular function: cysteine-type deubiquitinase activity. The record is from RefSeq and is a predicted model, not a curated record.
UAGUGCUUCAGGUGACGUGCGUCACCUGAGGCACCCAACGCAAACUAAAAACAACACCACUUCUGAUGAGAACUUGGGUGGAGAUGAUGGCAGCCCACAGAAGAGUGACCCCAAACAGGAAAAUGGGGUCCCAGCCUCUUCAGCCACCUCCACCACCACAGCAAAAGGCAGGGAGAGAGCCAAUAGCCCUCCUUGUUGGCAUAGGUGUUUCUACUGGUGCAAGAAAAACAAGGUGCCCAGUGAGAACACCUGCGGGAACCCCAAAGAGGAAAAUGGGGUCCCAGCCUCUCCAGCAACCUCCGCCACCAUGAGUAAAAAGGAGAGAGCCAAUAGUCCUCCUUGGUGGCGUAGAUGGCCCUUCCGUCGCUGCAAGAUUGCACCAGUUGAUGAGGCCACUGGCAGCAGCACGGAGAUUAAAGAGCAGGUACAGGAGGGACAGCGCAGCACUGGCAGGACGGCUGAAACCCCCACACCUGCCUCUGCCAGUUGUUCCGCUAAAAAGGAGUCUGUGGCCCCUGUCCUGCCCAGCCAGAGCCUCACUAAGAACCAUGUUGUCUACCUCGGGCUCCCCAACUUGGCACAGACGUGCUAUAUGAACUCCAGCCUGCAGAGUCUCCUGACUCUGAGAAGUUUCACUCAGGAGCUCAGCAACCAGUUCAGGAUCUGGAGUUCAGCCCCUGGAGCUGAAUUGAUCAGGGGACUUGUGGACGUCAGUGUGUCUCGAUACACAGACGCUGACGUUCAAAAACGUCAUGUCCUCAAGUCCUUCAAGAGGAUGGUCUCAGCCCAGGUGCCCGAGUUUGCUGACAACAGCCAAAAAGACGCCCAUGAGUUCCUCAGCUGUGUCCUGGAGCAGCUGAGGUCUCUGUCUCCCCAGCUACAGGAGGUAGCAAAAAGGUUGGGCAGCAGCUACACCUGCCCCGUCCAGACUCACCUGACUUUUAGGAUGCAGAGCACCAGGACCUGCAAGGGCUGUGGUGAGAAGUCUCUCAAAGAGGAGAACUUCACCAACCUCUCCCUGGACCUGGUGCCUGCAGAGUCAGUGGAGCAGUCGCUGCAGCGAUACCUGGUGGAAAACCAGCUGGAGUAUCGCUGUGAGUGCGGGGCGGACACAUCCGGACAGCAGUGGUCUUUCCAGACGCUGCCAAGCGUUCUGAUCCUGCAUCUGAAGCGCUUCAGGUUCACCCCGGCCUGGACGCUGGAGAAGGUGCAGGACCCUGUUGUCCUGUCCAGAGAGCUGCUGCUGACCCCUGGGCAGUCAGAGGAAGCUGUCGGCCUUGAAAACACCAACAAGGCUGUGUGCCAGUACAAACUAAUCAGUGUACUGAGCCAUUUAGGCCGCACAGUGGAUUCAGGUAAGAUGUGUUCAUUUUGUCAGCAUAUCUUAAAUUGGUCAAAUGUACUUUUACUUCCACAGUUGGGGAAGCUACGCUCGUUGAAGUGAAGAGGUGUGUAAACUGCAUAUUAUCCAUAGUGUUUGUAGACAUCCCAGGUAACAGGGUGUGCUCUCCUCUCAGGCCAUUAUGUUAGCGACGGGGUCUAUCAAGAGGGGGAGGCAGACAGCCAGACAGACCGCUGGCUGUCUUACAAUGACGCGCAAGUCCGUGAGACAACCGGCGAGUCUGUCUGUUGCCUGCGUCGACGGACAGCUUACCUCCUCUUCUACGAGAAACAGGAGUAGAAGAGUGUGAGGUGCUGCAGUGCACUGGAUGUGUGUUCAGAGCAGUAGACUCAGCUGUCCUCUCGGCUGCUGUGCGUCCCGUGGCCCAGAGACUCCCACAUAAGGCAGCAGGAUCUCCCCCUCGCCCCUGCCCACAGGAGGAUGGGCUUCCCCCAGAGAGUCUGGUUCCUCCCAAGGUUUCUUCCUCUCAGAGGGAGUUUUUCCUUGCCACAGUGGCCCCCAGCUUAAAACACACCA